GUUCUACUCCUUCCCUGGCACGUGACAAGACACCAAGGGCCGUCAUGUGAGCAGGUGGCCAGCCCGCCGGCUGGGCGGGGUUCCGCAGCACAGCGGAGGACCAAAGAGUGACUGCAGACCCGACAUAACCAACGGGGCUGAACAGUCAUGCCCAAGUACUGCCGGGCCCCGAACUGCUCCAAUACUGCGGGCCGACUGGGCUCGGACAACCGCCCUGUGAGCUUCUACAAGUUCACGUGGAGGAACAGACUGAUGGGGGUAGGGGAGAGUGGCGGUGGCCCAGGAGGCCAGGAAGGAGCCUGCUGCCAAAGCCUAGUGGAGGUUCCCACUGAAGGAUGGCACCCGGCUGCAGGCCUGGCUGCAGCACAUGGGCUGUGAGCACUGGGUGCCCAGCUGCCACCAGCACUUGUGCAGCGAGCACUUCACACCCUCCUGCUUCCAGUGGCGCUGGGGCGUGCGCUACCUGCGGCCCGAUGCUGUGCCCUCCAUUUUCUCCCGGGCACCGCCCGCCAAGAAGCCACGGAGUUCCCAAAGCACGGAGCAGCCGGUCUCGCCUCCACAGGAGGCCCCGGGCCCAGCCGUCCAGGCCCCCGGCCCUGUGCACCUUGUGGUACUGGGACCACCGCCCGGAAGCCCCGGGGCCGUAGCCACGGUGUUCCUGAGACCCCUGCCUCUUCCGCCGGCUCCCCCGGGUCCGCGCCCUGGAGUGCCGCCCCAGCAGCCCCGGGCCGGGCUGGGGGCGACGCUGGGGGCGCUGCAACGGCGGGUGCGGAGGCUGCAGAGGCGCCAUCAGCGGCGCCAGGCGCAGCUGCGGGCUCUGGAGCAGCGGGCGCAGCAGCUGUGCCGGGAGAGCCUGCGGGCGCGCCAGGGCCUUCUGCGCGCUGGGACUGCUGCCCGCCUGGCCCGCGCGGCGCCUCUGGUUUCUGUUAAACGAGAGUCCAGGAUUUAGAAGUCAGAACAUUUCACCCGUAUUUCCAGCUUGCUGGCUUUUUUGAAAAAGAUCACCUGGCCAUGUCAAGCAACUAUUGGUCAGAGCAGAGUAGUGGCUACUCCAUUUAUUAAUAAUAUUUAAAGCGCCCUUACUGUCUGCCAGACAGAGCUGGUAACUUACUGAAAACCAUGACCUUGAUACUGCUGUCGCCCCCAUUUUCCAAAUGAAAAAACUAAAGCACAGAGGGAUACAGUAAUUUGCCAAUUCAGGCAGCCACAAAGUUCAAAGCAGAUGUCUGUCUGGCUCUUGAAGAGGUCUGCGCUCUUUUGUUGGGGAGCUUCCUGCCUGGCCCUGCAGAGCUUGAGUUUGCAACCCCUUUACUAGAGUAUCUUGGGCCCUUUGUCUCUAAAUUUUACUGCUGAGUAUUUUCCCUGGAUUGAGGGUGGGGUAGGUGUGUGUGUGCUGGGGUGGGGGUGGUAUCAUGUCUUCAAAAAUAAAAGUUUGGCCAGGCCUUCCCACCUUAAAACCUGAGGGCUUGAAACCUCAGGGCCAAAUUUGAGGUCCCAGGGCUCUAAGCCCUGCCUGGCCAGCAAGAAAGGUGGGAAGGGGUUUCAGAAAGGCACCCUCUCAGUACCUCUGUAGCGAAGGUAUCUCAACCUGACAGCCCGUGGGUUGAACAUGGCUCACAGCUGUGAUUGUUUGGCCUCAGCAAUGCUUUGAAGUAAUUUUUUAUGUCUUUCCUGAAGGCUCAGAAGCUCUAGCAACCCUGGGAGCUGCAGUGUAGCUGCCCCUGGAGGCUUUCUAUUUGAGACCAAGGCCUGAAUCAUGCGGGGGCACAAGAGGGACACACAGUGGGGCAGGAACAGACUCAGGCCUGGGGUUCUUUAUUAAGCCUGCCAGAGCCCCUGGGCUGACAGUUUUCUUUCUGCCUCCCCUUAACCCCAUUUGAUCCUUGUCUCUCAAUCUCUUCUCUGCCCCACCUUCAUCUUUGUCUUUCUUCCCCUCCAUUUCUCUGUCCCUUCUCCCCCAUUUCCCCAUGUCUCUCUUCAUUUGCAUCUUUGUGUCCCCUAUAUCUUUGUCCCUGUCAUCUGCAUUUCUCCUGUCCUUACAUCUGUCUCUCCAAGUCUCUAUCCUCCUAUACUUCUCUCCCUGUUUCCCUAUAACUCUUUAUUCCCCCAUGGAUCUCUCUCUGGUCUCACAUCUGUUUUCCUUGUCUCCCCAUAAAUAUCUUUGCCCACAUCCCUGUUUCUUGACAUCCCCUUCCCACCUUGGCCUCCCUGUUCCUCACUAUUUCUUCCUCUUUCCCUUCUUCCCUCCCCACACUCCCCUGUGUUCAUCUCUACCACUUCUUUGCCUGGGACUGCCCAGCUCCCUAGACCUGAGGAAUCCCAUCAUCUGUGGAGAUGCCUGACGUAGCCAUAUUCUUGCCCAAGGACAAUGGACAUCAAGCCUGAAUACCUGGAUACUCGGAUCCCCAGUGCAUAAGGACCAGGAUAAUGUUAUGGGACAGAUGAGAGAGUAAGAGAGACAUAUCACACAUGGAGUUGGUGUGAUAACCCCAGUGCUACCACCCAUGCCUGGGGCAUCACACUACCUCCCUCAAGGGCCUGGCACCAAGCACCCCCUCCUAUGGACCUCUUAAACCUUAGGGCUGACCUGGGCCCAAGCUCCAUCAACCUAUUCUCUGGUACCAGGUUUUGCCACCCACAGCUCAAAUCUUUGCAGUCAGUAAAACAGACUCAGAGCAGAACAAGAGCUGUUUGGGGAAAGUUGUACCGGGUUCUGAAAAGACGCUCCUAUCCUUUGCCAACUCUGGUGCCUAGCUGGGGAUACAGAAGUGAACACAACUGACACAGUCCUGCUCUCAUGGUGCUCACACUCUGCUUGAGUAGAAGAUGGAACUAGUGAACUAAUAAACAAGAUAAUUUCAGAUUGUGGUAACUGCUAUAAAGACUGAAUGAAGAUGUAAUGGGAUGGGAUGGUGGUAGAAAAGAGGACUCAGAGGAGACAACAUUUGAGCUGAGACCUGGAUGAGAAGAAGCUGGCCUGGAAGGCAUAUGGGCUGGAUGUUCAGAGAAAAUGUCCCUGCAGAUGCCCAGCAUCAAGGGUGUCAGCUGGAGGAGGGCAGUAGUUGCUAUGGCGAAAACUAAAAUGGGGAAGGGAGGGAGAGAGAGAGAGAGAGUGUGUGUGUGUGGUUUUAGAACAGAGAAUGUCUCACUGGGCUAUGGUUGCAAAUCUGUCCCCUAUACCCUGCUACAGACAUGUUGCAUGGUUAGUAAAAGCCCAGACCCUACAGCCAGGCUGCCUGGUUUCAACUCAGCUCCUUCACCUAUUUGCUGUGUGACCUUGGGCAUGUGGCUUAAGCUCUCUGAGCCUGGUGUUACCUGAGCACUAUGUGAUGAGAAUGGCAAUGGUCUACAAAAUCAUCCCUCCGAG
This is a messenger RNA of Manis pentadactyla (Chinese pangolin), 3367 nucleotides long. RefSeq names its product THAP domain containing 8 (gene THAP8). The transcript has 4 exons. Bases 368 to 949 code for a protein of 193 amino acids. The record is from RefSeq and is a predicted model, not a curated record. NCBI's taxonomy places the organism in Eukaryota, Metazoa, Chordata, Mammalia, Pholidota, Manidae.